AUGUCGUGGGCGACGCCCGUCCGCAGCCACGUCGUGGUGACGAUGAUGGCGAGGAGCAUCACGGUGCGCGGCAUGCGCACGGGCGGCGACGCGCAGGCGCGCAUCCAGGGCAACAUGCUGCUCGCCUUCAACACGCUGAUGCCGUGCCUCGACGCUGCGUACGCCUCGCGCUCUGCGGCGGCGCCCGACGGCUUCGAGGAGCGCAUCAACUUUUGGCACCGCGAGUGCGGCCUGCCGACCGAGCUGCGGAGGCAGCUGCACUCGCUGCGCAUCUGGGCGAACGCGGCGAGGCACCACGACGCGGCGAGGUGGAGGAGGGACGGGCCGCGCAGCGAGGGGGAGGCGUCGCGGCUCGUGGCCGCGGAGCCGGAAGCCUCCUGCCAAAGCUCUUGGGAGCGCCCAAACCGCGACCUGCGCGUGGCACAAGAAGGAUCCCAGAUGGCAACCGCCGACGAUGGCUGGAACGAGGAGGAGCUGUCGAGAAUGACGAUCCGCGGACGCGGCUGCUUGCCCGAGGCCGACGGCCGCUCCUUCAUGGCGCUGCUCGACAUUUGUCACUUCUUGGUCGAUCAGAUCACGCAGGCGCACAAUUUUUCCGACGUCGACGAGGCGAGUAAUCUGCGCGCCACCGACACGCAAAAGUGCAUGCUCCUCUCCGCCCAGAUGUGGACAUAUUGGUACUCCGCACCGGCGGGCCCGGGCGUCUACGAGAUGCUUCUCGAUUGGACGUCGCACCAGCAGCGCGGCGGCAGGGCGCGCUCCUCCGUCCUCGCCCAACGGGAGCUCGGCAACGCAAAGUGCCGUGACAUGCAGGGCGUCGCGCUGCAAGCGCUGGUGGUCAAUGAGUGCGCGCAGUGGCCCAGACGCCGCAAAACGGGCGCCUUCUACUUUGCAGGCGAGGAUGCGAGCGGUGCGGCGCUGCUGGCGGAUGCGGAGGCCGUGGAGACGCUCUACCGAGUGGUCGGCCUCUCCACGUCCCUCGGAGACGUGCUGCGCGCGAAUGAUCGCAGCGGGAGCGGCGACGUUGUGGGCUCCGCACUGCUGCUCACGCUGCUGCCAUUUAUGGAUGUCAUCGUGUACGACGGCACUCUCCGAGGCGCGCCGCCCAACCGCGACCCCAGCUUGGUGGCGCAGCUCAAGGCGCUCGUCGCUGCCAGCGCCGCCGAAGGUGGGGGCAGCAUCGUCGUGCGCCUGCCCACUGUGCCCGACGCGCCGCUCAUCGGGCAGCGGGUGCUGAUCGAGGGCCUGCAGGCCAAGCCUGAGCUCAACGGCCGCCACGGCGUCGCGAGCAGCUUCGACGGUAGCAGCGGGCGCUACUGCGUGUCGCUCGAGGACGGCGGCUCCUUCAAGCUCAAGCCCGCGAAUCUGAGCAAGGCUGCUGCGCCGCCCGCGCGUGCCUCCUCCUCCACCGCGGAGCCGGCGGCCGCGCUCACACUCACGGCGACGGAGAAGGCUCUGCAGGAGCGGCUGCGCGGCCUACGGACGGUAGAGGACUUUUGGGUGUUUCGACGCAUGGGCUACACCGAAGCGGUGAGCGCUCUCCUCCUCUGCAUGCCCGUCCUUUCUGCCCCCGGCUCCCUCUCAGCCCGUGCGCCAGCUGUCUUGCGCCCUAACGUUGCGUGCCUGCAAAAGGAGAACCCGUCGCACAUGGGCAUGAUCAUGAGCGGGAACAGCGGUAUGGUCGUCGCGCCGUUCCAGUCGAAGCAGCUCGCGCCCACUGCCGCCGAAUACCUCACGGCGCUCGAGGCGGCGUUGUUUGGUGGCCGCGCGCAGGGCGUCAAGCCGUCGUCACUCGCCGUCGACGAGAAGGGGGCUGUGGCGCGGCUGAAGCUCGUGCUCGGCCCAGUGGGCAUUCAAGCGGGGUACUACCCGCCGCCAACGGAGGAGGAGCUCUCGGCGAUGGGUGUGCCGCCGUGA
This is a messenger RNA of Emiliania huxleyi CCMP1516, 1917 nucleotides long. RefSeq lists its product as hypothetical. The coding region runs from base 1 to 1917 and encodes 638 amino acids. The transcript is spliced from 3 exons. The record is from RefSeq and is a predicted model, not a curated record. NCBI's taxonomy places the organism in Eukaryota, Haptophyta, Isochrysidales, Noelaerhabdaceae.